Molecule: messenger RNA, 2482 nt
Organism: Erigeron canadensis
Lineage: Eukaryota; Viridiplantae; Streptophyta; Magnoliopsida; Asterales; Asteraceae
Product: peroxisomal fatty acid beta-oxidation multifunctional protein AIM1-like
Exons: 18
Coding region: 117-2288 (723 amino acids)
Biological process (GO): fatty acid beta-oxidation
Cellular component (GO): peroxisome
Molecular function (GO): NAD+ binding; (3S)-3-hydroxyacyl-CoA dehydrogenase (NAD+) activity
Source: RefSeq, a predicted model, not a curated record
GUCAUAUUUCCCACUGUCUGUAACUCUGUAUCUAUCUAUAUAAAACCUUUGAUCAUUUUCAACUAUAAAACCCUUGAUCAUCAUUUGUCUUGCGUUGACUUUUAAUUGACCAAGAAAUGGAAGUGAAACUGGAAGUGGGUCAUGAUGGUGUUGCUGUGAUCACCUUCUCCAAUCCACCUGUUAAUGCCUUAGCUGUUCAAAUUAUUGCUUGGCUAAAGGAGAAACUUGAUGAAGCUAUGAGCAGAGAUGAUGUGAAAGCUGUUGUUUUGACUGGAAAAAAUGGCAGGUUUACAGGUGGAUUUGACAUUAAUGUGUUCCAGAAAAUUCAACAGACCGGAAAUUUAUCUUAUCUACCCGAUAUAUCAUUUGACCUUGUGAUCAAUAAACUUGAAGAUGCAAAGAAACCUAUAGUUGUUGCAAUAGAAGGAAUUGCAUUUGGGGCUGGAUUAGAAGUUGCAAUGGGAUGUCAUGCACGCAUUGCAACUCCAAAGGCACAACUUGGCCUGCCCGAAUUGUCUCUUGGAGUUAUCCCUGGGGCUGGAGGUACCCAACGACUUCCUAGGCUUGUCGGGUUAUCAAAGGCAAUUGAAAUGAUGAUGACCUCGAAACCUAUUCGUUCUGAAGAAGGGAAAAAGCUAGGCCUCGUUGAUGCUAUUGUGCCUUCUCAAGAUUUACUGGUAGUUUCUAGGCAAUGGGCAUUAGACAUUGCAGAAAAACGUAAACCAUGGAUCCGGUCCCUUCACUGCAUAGACAAGAUUGGUUCCCUAUCUGAAGCACAUGAAAUACUUAGGAUCGCUGGUCAACAAAUCAAACGGACUGUGGUUAAUAUGCCACAGCACCAGGCAUGUCUUGAUGUAAUUGAAGAAGGUAUUGUGCAUGGAGGAUACCCUGGUAUGUUAAAGGAGUUCGAAGUUUUUAACAAGCUGCUUGUUUCAGACACAUCAAAAGGUCUUUGUCAUGUGUUCUUUUCACAACGUGCAACCUCAAAGGUGCCUAAGGUUACUGAUAUUGGGCUCAAGCCGAGGGCUGUCAAGAAAGUAGCUGUCAUUGGUGGAGGUUUAAUGGGUUCAGGAAUAGCUACAGCCCUUAUUAUCAGUAAUAUACAUGUUUUUCUUAAGGAAGUCAACUCAGAGUACCUCAUGAAAGGGUUAAAAACCAUAGAAGCGAACGUCCGAGGUUUGGUUGCAAGGAAAAAGCUGGCAGAGUCUAGUGCUGACAAAGCAUUGUCAAUGAUUAAAGGGGUACUGGACUACUCAGAAUUCAAGGACGUGGAUAUGGUCAUCGAGGCGGUUAUCGAAAACGUACAGUUAAAGCAAAACAUCUUUAGUGAGAUUGAGAAGAUAUGCCCCCCUCGCUGCAUUUUGGCAACUAAUACAUCUACCAUUGACCUCAAUUUAGUUGGAGAGAAGCUAAGAUCUCAAGACCGGGUUGUGGGUGCGCAUUUCUUCAGUCCCGCGCAUGUGAUGCCUCUCCUGGAGAUUGUUCGAACAGAGAAGACUUCUGCUCAAGUGAUCCUUGAUCUUAUGACAGUUGGAAAGAUUAUUAAAAAGGUUCCUGUUGUUGUGGGAAACUGCACCGGGUUUGCUGUUAAUCGUACAUUCUUUCCAUACAAACAGGGUGCACACAUGUUGCUCCAUUUAGGUGUGGAUUUGUUUAGAAUUGACAGAUUGAUCAGCAACUUCGGGCUCCCAAUGGGCCCGUUUCAGCUUGAAGACCUGGUUGGAUAUGGUGUAUCUGUUUCCAUAGCGAAAGAAUUUGUUACGGCUUUUGCUGAUCGCACAUUCUCUUCUCCAGUAGUCGACCUUCUAAUUAAAAGUGGACGAAAUGGUAAAAAGAAUGGAAAAGGGUAUUACAUUUACGAAAAAGGUAGCAAGCCAAAACCCGAUCCCAUGGUGCUACCAAUUAUAGAGGAGUCAAGAAGACUAGCCAAUCUUAUGCCACAGGGAAAGCCCAUAUCUGUGACCGACCAAGAGAUAGUAGAGAUGGUAUUGUUUCCAGUAGUGAAUGAAGCAUGUCGUGUUCUAGAAGAAGGAAUUGUUGUUCGAGCAUCGGAUCUUGACAUUGCAUCUGUUUUGGGGAUGAGUUUUCCUUCAUACCGUGGUGGCAUUGUCUUUUGGGCAGAUUUGGUAGGAUGCAAACACAUAUAUACAAGUCUCAACAAAUGGGCUGAAAAAUAUGGCAACUUCUAUAAACCAUCAAGAUUCUUGGAAGAACGAGCAUUGAAUGAUGUCCCUCUGAGUGCACCUGUUUCGGCACCUACAACUGCAAGCUCUAAGGCCCGAUUGUAAACAAGUGAUAAUGCAUAUAUAUAUAUAUAUUGGGGAACUUACAUGAGGAUGAUUGUUAUAUACACAUGUUCUAUUCUGUAUACUCUAACUACAAAAUAAGUAUGCCCAGUGCCUUUUGGUACCGAUCCUUUGUUUUUUAGUGGAACGAUUAUUGUUUCUUUGGUUAUGAAAUAAAGAAAUACUAAGUUCAAUAA